Messenger RNA from Corvus hawaiiensis (hawaiian crow), 1750 nucleotides. Its product is annotated as helicase SRCAP-like. Gene Ontology annotation, cellular component: Swr1 complex. Gene Ontology annotation, molecular function: histone binding; ATP hydrolysis activity. The annotation marks the transcript as partial. Lineage: Eukaryota; Metazoa; Chordata; Aves; Passeriformes; Corvidae. The transcript has 9 exons. The record is from RefSeq and is a predicted model, not a curated record.
UUUUCUGGAAUCUUUUCCCAAUUUUUUCCCCCAGAAACCCUUGGAAUCUCACCCCGAUUCGGGGCCAUCUUUGGGCCGUUCCACUGCCACUUUUCCCCCUCCCAGCCCCCCAAUUUCGGCGCCGUUUCACCUCCGAUUCUCUCCGCGCUUUUUCCCCUCCUCCUUCCCACUUCUUUCCCGGUUUUUCCCCCCAGGAAUCCCUGGAAUCCCGGCGCUCCCGGGGCCGCGCCGAGCGCCUGGAGAGGCUCCUGAGGCUCAACGAGCUCCGCUGCGGCCUCAGCCCCGUCUACGGGCCGCGAGGUUUUGGGGUUCCUCACCCUGCCCCCCGCCCAGCCUGGCGCCCCCGGGGGGGGCCCUGGAGAGCGCCGUGCUCGGGCCCCCCCCAGCGCCUGCAGCAGAUGAAGCCGCUCCUGGACAGGUUCCUGGUGGCCGUGCCGGCCGUGGCCUCGCGGGGGGUGUCCCUGCACAGCGGCCGCCCCCCGCCCUGGGCGCAGCGGCAGCGGCAGCGCCUGGAGCAGCAGCUGGGCCUGGAGCUGCGCGCUCGGGCCGGGGGGGCCCUGGCCGGGCUCCUGGGGGGACCCCGCACCCAUUUCCCCGACCCGCGGCUGGUCCAGUACGACUGCGGUAAGCUGCAGGCUCUGGACGCGCUGCUGCGGCGGCUCCGCGCCGGGGGGCACCGGGUGCUGAUCUUCACGCAGAUGACGCGGAUGCUCGACGUGCUCGAGCGCUUCCUCACCUUCCACGGCCACAUCUACCUGCGCCUCGACGGCUCCACCCGCGUCGAGCAGCGCCAGGCCCUCAUGGAGCGCUUCAACGCCGACAAGAGGAUUUUCUGCUUCAUCCUCUCCACGCGCUCGGGCGGCGUCGGCGUCAACCUGGCCGGGGCCGACACCGUGGUGUUCUACGACUCCGACUGGAACCCCACCAUGGACGCGCAGGCCCAGGACCGGUGCCACCGCAUCGGCCAGACCCGCGACGUCCACAUCUACAGGCUGAUCAGCGAGCGCACGGUGGAGGAGAACAUCCUCAAGAAGGCGAACCAGAAGCGGCUGCUGGGGGACAUGGCCAUCGAGGGCGGCAACUUCACCACCGCCUACUUCAAACAGCAAACCAUCCGCGAGCUGUUCGACAUGGCCCCCGAGGAGCCGCCCCGCGAGCGCGACCGCGACGGGGACAAGGACGGCGACCGGGACGGGGAGCGGGACCGGGAGCGGGAGCGGGAGCGGGACAGGGAGCGGGACAGGGACAGGGACAGGGACGGCCCCGCCGAGGACGACGAGGACCCCGCGGCCACCAGGAGGACGCACAUCCUGGAGCAGGCGCUGUGCGGGGCCGAGGACCCCGAGGACAUCCGGGCGGCGUCGCAGGCGCAGGCCGAGCACGUGGCGGCGCUGGCCGAGUUCAGCGAGUCGCUGAGCCCCGAGGACGAGCGCGGCGGCGCCGACGGCCCCGAGGAGGAGCUGUCCAAGGCCGAGCAGGAGAUCGCCGCCCUGGUCGAGCAGCUGGACCCCCAUCGAACGUUAUGCCAUGAACUUCCUGGAGGCCUCACUCGAGGACGUCAGCCAGGGAGGAGCUCAAGCAGGCCGAGGAGCAAGUGGAGGCCGCCCGCAAGGACAUCGACCAGGCCAAGGGGGGAGGGGGCCGCUUCCGGCUGCCCCCCCAGGAGGGCGAGGAGGAGGAGGAGGAGGAGGAGGAGGAGGAGGAAGAGCCCCGAGGGGCCCCCCCCGGCGGGGGGGGGAGGGCGGCGGCG